Molecule: messenger RNA, 5417 nt
Organism: Hipposideros armiger (great roundleaf bat)
Lineage: Eukaryota; Metazoa; Chordata; Mammalia; Chiroptera; Hipposideridae
Gene: EPB41L4A
Product: erythrocyte membrane protein band 4.1 like 4A
Exons: 24
Coding region: 1226-3385 (719 amino acids)
Biological process (GO): actomyosin structure organization
Cellular component (GO): cytoskeleton
Molecular function (GO): cytoskeletal protein binding
Source: RefSeq, a predicted model, not a curated record
CAGCGAGCUGGGUCAGAGCUGCAGGGGGCCCCGUAGCUCGGGCGCAGAGCGCUGUUUCUCCCGCGGACCUGUCGGCACUUCGCCAUUAGACCACCUCCGCUCCGCCCUCCGCCCCCAGCCGAGACCCCGCCCAGAAGGGGCGCCCCUUUCCCGGCCUCUGGGCCACGGCUUCGCUCCAGGGCUUUUUGCAGACGCCCGGGCCCGGCCCAGCUGCACCUGGGCUGCUCCCGCCCGGGGCGCCAGCCCUCGCGCAGCGUAGAGAACUUUCCCCGGAGCCGCCGCGGCCUGGCGCUCCCAGGGCGCACCCCUACCCGUCCGCCCGCCGCUUUCCUAGCCCGGGCGCUCGAUUCUCUGCCCGCCGGCAAGUCUUUUGACUCCCGGUUUCUCUGAACCUCCGGGACAAUCAGCACUCCGCCGCAGCGGCAGGGCAUGCUCGGAGGAAGACCUUGAACUUGGCCCCCCACGGCCCCCCGCGAUGAGCUCGGGGUUCCCCAGACUGGAGCCGCGCUCCGCGACGAGCUGACCUCUGCUCACCGGUUUCGAUAGGAGCCCGCUCGCUGCCCUUUCCGACCGUCUUCGGGCUUCUGGGUGCCCGCGGAUUGGGGAAGGGACGACCCUCGCAAAGAGAUCGCCCCUGCAGUGUUGUUGGGACGUCGUGGGGACCCCGGACACAAAGGAAUAGCCGAGCGCUCCCCAUUCGGCGGACCGGACAGGGGGCUGCGGGGUGGGGUCGGAGCUGGCGGUGCGCGCCCGCUGGGGGCUCCGCUGGCGGAGGAGGAGGCCGGUGCGUCGAGGCCGCGCUCCCGGCGAGCGCGGGCGGUGGGGGCUGAAGAGCCUCUAGGGGCUUCCAAGUCCGGGGAGGGCCUCGAGCUCUCGUCUCUCCCGUUUCGUGCCUCUUGUCCCCAUUGCCAGGAGACUUUUGUCGUCCCCAGGACUGCGGAAGGGGCCGCGGCGCCCCCGCCUUCGGAGGAGCCCGAGUCGCACGCAGGAUGCGCGGGGACGCGCGGCCGCCCUCCGCGCCCAGUUCCGCCGGCGCUUCCUCGGCGGCUCCCGGGCGCUGACUCUCCGGGCUUCUCAGCUGCCCUUGCCUCCUGCUCGCGCGGCCCCGGACCCUUCCGGGACCUGUUCCUGUCGCCUUCGCCGCGGCGUGGACAAUAAAUUAAUGCCUCGCGCUUGAGGAGAGGGGGCGGCUUUCUCGCCUUGGCUGGAGACGGUCACAGCCGACAUGGGCUGUUUCUGCGCUGUUCCGGAAGAAUUUUACUGCGAAGUUUUGCUCCUGGAUGAAUCCAAGUUAACCCUCACCACCCAGCAGCAGGGCAUUAAGAAGUCAACGAAAGGUUCUGUUGUCCUUGACCACGUAUUCCGUCACAUAAACCUUGUGGAGAUAGAUUAUUUUGGUCUGCGCUACUGUGACAGAAGCCAUCAGACAUAUUGGCUGGAUCCUGCAAAAACACUUGCUGAACACAAAGAACUGAUCAACACUGGACCUCCAUAUACUUUGUAUUUUGGUAUUAAAUUCUAUGCUGAUGAUCCAUGUAAGCUUAAAGAAGAAAUAACCAGAUAUCAGUUUUUCUUGCAGGUGAAGCAAGAUGUCCUUCAGGGCCGGCUGCCCUGCCCUGUCAACAUUGCCGCUCAGCUGGGAGCAUAUGCCAUCCAGUCUGAACUUGGAGAUUAUGAUCCAUAUAAGCAUACUACAGGAUAUGUGUCAGAGUAUCGGUUUGUUCCUGAUCAGAAGGAAGAGCUUGAAGAAGCCAUAGAAAGAAUUCAUAAAACUCUAAUGGGUCAGGCACCUUCGGAAGCAGAGCUGAAUUACUUGAGGAUCGCCAAAUCCCUGGAGAUGUAUGGCGUUGACCUCCAUCCCGUCUAUGGAGAAAACAAAUCCGAGUAUUUCUUAGGAUUAACUCCAGUUGGUGUUGUUGUCUAUAAGAAUAAAAAGCAAGUGGGGAAGUAUUUCUGGCCUCGGAUUACAAAGGUGCACUUCAAGGAGACCCAGUUUGAACUCAGAGUACUGGGAAAAGAUUGCAAUGAAACCUCAUUCUUUUUUGAAGCUCGAAGUAAAACUGCUUGCAAGCAUCUUUGGAAGUGUAGUGUAGAACAUCAUACAUUUUUUAGAAUGCCAGAAAAUGAAUCAAAUUCAUUGUCAAGAAAACUCAGCAAGUUUGGAUCCAUGAGUUACAAGCACCGGUAUAGUGGCAGGACAGCAUUGCAAAUGAGUCGAGACCUUUCUGUUCAACUUCCCCGGCCAGAUCAGAAUGUGGCAAGAAGUCGAAGCAAGACUUAUCCUAAGAGAAUAGCACAAACACAGCCUGCUGGAUCAAACAGCCUAAAUCGGGUAACUGCAAACAUGGAAAACGGAGAAAACGAAGGAACCACUAAAAUUAUGGCACCUUCACCAGUAAAAAGCUUUAAGAAGUCAAAGAAUGAAAAUAGCCCUGAUACCCAAAGAAGCAAAUCUCACGCACCGUGGGAAGAAAAUGGCCCCCAGAGUGGACUCUACAACUCCCCCAACGACCGCACGAAAUCCCCCAAGUUUCCCUACAUGCGCCGCCGAAACCCCUCCUGUGGGAGCGACAACGACUCUGUGCAGCCAACCAGGAGAAGGAAAGUCCAUAACAGCGGUGAAGACUCAGAUCUAAAGCAAAGGAGGAGGUCGCGCUCACGCUGUAACACAAGCAGUGGCAGUGAAUCAGAAAAUUCUAAUAGAGAACACCGGAAAAAGAGAAACAGGGUCAAGUCUGAGUAUGAAGGUAACCUGCUAAAUUCCACGAUAGAGAAUGGAGCGUACACGAAUUGUGCUUCCUUUCAAACAUCUGUCCUCUGGGAAAAAAUACGGCAGGAGAACGAUAUGGUUGAUUCAGCUCCUCAGUGGGAAGCUGUAUUAAGGAGACAAAAGGAGAAAAACCAGGCAGACCCUAACAACAGGCGAUCCAGACACAGAUCUCGCUCGAGAAGCCCUGAUAUCCAAGCAAAAGAAGAGUUAUGGAAGCAUAUUCAGAAGGAACUUGUGGAUCCAUCUGGAUUGUCAGAAGAACAAUUAAAAGAGAUUCCAUACACUAAAGUGGAGACUCAAGGUGACCCAAUCCGCAUCAGGCAUUCUCAUUCGCCGCGAAGUUACCGCCAGUAUCGCCGGUCCCAGUGUUCAGAUGGAGAGCGAUCUGUUCUCUCAGAAGUGAAUUCAAAAACGGAUCUUGUACCUCCCCUUCCCGUGACCCGGUCUUCAGAUGCUCAGGGUUCUGGCGGUUCCACAGUUCAUCAGAGAAGAAAUGGGUCUAAAGAAAGCCUGAUUGAAGAAAAAUCUCAGACAUCUACAAGCAAUCUGGCUGGAAAACAUACAGCGAAAACCAUAAAAACUAUCCAAGCUUCACGCCUCAAGAUAGAGACUUGAUCCCAGUGAAGGGCUUGGGCCGGGUGGGGGGUGGGAAGGGUGUGUGUGUGCCACCUACUUUGAAACUGUGAAUUAUUAAAGUAUCUUGGACCUUCAAGUGUUUCUUCAGAAGAAAAUUAAGUCUGUUGCUUCUUUUAAAGGUUUAACUACAGCAUAUUUGUGAAGGGACUUUUAAUUUGUAACUGGAAGGAUAGCUGUCUUGUAAAAACUCAUUCACUCGAUGCCGUUAUUUUCCGUGGUGGAAGCUGAGGAUCUGGUCUCUACAACCAGAACCAGACGCUUCUGGUCAGUUCUGGAAUCCUGGACCGCAGCUGGCUGGCUGUGCACGACACCAAGUGGGGUGAAAAGGUUCUGCCCAGCUCUAGCUGGACCUCAGCCUGUGCAGAUGCACUGAGGACUGUCACCUCACUUCCAGACUGCAGAUAUUAAUAUAAAUGUUCUUUGUAAUACUGUAUAUUGUGGCAUUAAGUUCCACUGGUUAUUUACAAAUGUAAAAAAAGCUUUGUUUGAAAGUGUUGCUUUAAUUUCUAGUGUCCUUGUCUUUUGUUUUCAGGAAAAAGGCAAUGUGUGGAUUUCAGUUGACCUCAGCUUAUAAAUUCCUACCACGCUCAACUUCAAACGGUCCCUCCAGCCUGCUUGGCUAUCUCUCCCCCCAAGGACUAUUUCAGACCUUUCCUCUCUGAUUUGCAAGCACAGAUCCCUCCCCAGCUACCAUUUCUCCCAUUCCAAGUUUCUCAAAAAAGAUUAACCAGACACUAUAACCAGUGUCCUCAAUUCAUCUCUCAAUACGGAUCCUCCCCCAGGGCUCCACUAAAGCAGACUCCACUAGUUACCUGCAUGUCACCAAAUCACAAGGCCCAAGGCUAACUUUUAGGCUGCCUUGCACACUUCUUGCUGCUUUAAUGUCGUGCUUCCCAUUUAAUUUCUAUCAUCCUCAUCCUCCAUUGCAGUUCAUUCUACCCUACCUCACUAAUUACUAGUUCCUCAAACCUCAGACCCUCUUCCUCUACCACAGGUUUUCAUGCCCAUGCCCCUCAGGUGUACUUAGCUUGGACUACAGACUAGUGUCCUGCCAAGUGACCAAUUAGUUUAAAAUGCUGCCCCCCCAGCUGGAUUUAGGGCCUUAUGCUUAUGAAUGUGCAAGUCUACAUACCUAGCAUCAUUAUGGACACUUCCCCUAUUACCAAGUCCUGUCAGCUUUGCCCUCUAGAGCUUAAUUAUUCCUUUACUAAUUUUACCACAUUGAUCCAAGAUGGUCAUCUCUUGCCCAGACAACUAUACUAGCCUCCAGUGGGCCCACUUGUAUUCAUUUUCUUGCAAAUGUGAUCACAGAUCUCCCUUUGCUUUGAAUACAGCCUUACGUGGUCUGGCAUCUUACCUGUUCAGCCUUAACUUCUAAGACUCCCAGUUCCCAUAAUGGCCAUAACAUGCCUCAUUAAGCCUUCUUAUCUAAAUCAGGGCACCAAAGAGGGAAAGCAGUUACAACUGUUACAAUUCUGGACUUAGGGUCAUAUCAUUUUUCUAGCUCAAGGCCUCUGCACAUGCCACUCCCCCAAUUUUGCUCACAAAAACCAUACCCACCCUUAGUCUCCACUCUGCUUUCUGACUUGGUCAGACCCUACUUUGCAUAGGAUUUGUCUCACAAAGUUUUACAUUUGUGGUAUUUCCUCCAUUCACCUGUAAGAUUCCAAAGGGAGGAACUAUUCAAUAUUUUGCUCAUCCUGUGUGUCCCCAGCUCCUAGUACAGUGCUUUCAAUAAAUUUUUUCAAUGCCUGAACAUAUUGUCUUUGCAAAGCGAAGGCAGGAGGUAUGCUGACUUCAAGUUUACAAUGUAGUCACAUAAGAAAAAAAUGCAGUGACAGUGUGAAAGCACACCCGUGACCUAGAAACCAACUCGUCUAAUUCAGUUGAUCACGAGGCAGUGGAAGAAAGCACAUUAUUUCUCCUUGGGCUUCACAUAAGCCUGUGUUUCAUAAGCCUAUCAGUGACUGAUAGCACUGAAUAUUAAUCUUAACUGCUAAGAUUUAACAAG